Cyprinodon variegatus (sheepshead minnow) is the source of this 1560-nucleotide messenger RNA. Its product is annotated as perforin-1-like. The record is from RefSeq and is a predicted model, not a curated record. The transcript is spliced from 10 exons. The coding region runs from base 1 to 1560 and encodes 519 amino acids. NCBI's taxonomy places the organism in Eukaryota, Metazoa, Chordata, Actinopteri, Cyprinodontiformes, Cyprinodontidae.
AUGCGUACUAUACUCUCCUGUUUGAAUUUGGCUCCUCUGGUCUUAAGCCUCUUAUUUAUGCACUACUCUGUUCUGUGCUGUCGGAUUGGGAACCACAGCGAGUGUGAUGCUGCUCCAUUUGUACCAGGACACAACCUGGUGGGGGAAGGCUUUGAUGUGGUCACACUGCAAAGAAAAGGUGCUUAUGUGAUUGAUGUGAAGACUUACCUGAGCCCGAGUGGUACCUGUACUCUUUGCUCCAACCCUCUUCAAGGCCAUAACUUCCAAAAACUACCAUCGUCUGUUGUGGACUGGCGUGCAUUCAGUCAAUGCAGUGCGGAUAUCUACAGUAGUUUUUACACCUCUACAAGCUCACUGAUUAAUGCCUACACAUCCCAGGACAGCAAAGACUGGAAGGUUGGUCUGGAUGUAGAAAAGUAUGCAUCUGCCAACCUUGAGGUAGGAGGAACCCAGUCCUCUGCCUACACCUUUGCCUCAGAGAGGACAAGAGAGGAUCGCUACACUUUCAGUAUGCACAGAGUCACUUGUAGCCAUUAUGGGUAUCGUUUACGAACCACGCCUCCCCUCAGCUUAGAAUUCAAAAACCAUCUAGCAAUCCUGCCAAGUCACUACAACUCCUCCACCAUUACUCAAUACAGAGAGCUGAUACAAACCUAUGGCACACACUACAUCCGGCAGGUUUACCUUGGAGGACGACUGAGGAGAGUGACAUCUUCACGAAGCUGUUUAUCCUCUCUGAAUGGUCUAACCUCAAAUGAGGUUCACUCAUGUUUAUCAAUGGGUAUUGCUGUUGGCCUGGGGAAGCUGAAAUUAUCUAGUGUCCAGAAAUCUUGCAGUAAAGUCCUACAAAACCAGGACUCUUCUACUCACUACGGAUCCGGCCUCCACCAACACCACACAGAAGUAUCAGGAGGAAAUGGUUGGUUGGGGGAGUUUUCAAUUUCUCAAAAUGAUUCCACGGGCUACAUGGGCUGGCUGAGCGGCCUGAAAGACUAUCCAGAUAUUGUUUCAUACUCUCUCAUACCACUCUAUAAGCUAAUACCAAGUGAGUCUCAAAAGUCAGGGAUGAAGGUGGCAAUUGAGCAGUACUUGGAGGACAACGCUGUGAAGACAUCACCCAAAGAACCUGUCUGUAAUGGCAACAUUCCUAACCUGGCCUCCAAUUGCUGCCCUCUGAAAGCUUCAAGAGGAACACUCUCAGUUACCAUUGUCAGAGCCUGGAAUCUUAAAGGAGAUCCAGUUGGAGAAACUGAAAGCUAUGCUAAGCUGUGGUAUGGCCACAUAUAUCACAGGACCCGUAUGAUACGAUCAAACUAUCCUUGGUGGAACGCACAGUAUAAUAUGGGCAAGGUGGACACACACCUGGGACUGAAGGUUGAGGUUUGGGACCAGGACUUAAGAUAUGACGACCGACUCGGAAGUUGUACGAGGAACCUGAACAGGGGUACCCACAGUUUUACCUGUCCCGCAAAGAGAGGAGGCUUUGAGGUCAGAUACACGCUGACCUGUGACUCGUAUCUGACUGGAGACAGGUGCAACACUUAUAAACCAUCUCCUUAG